This is a messenger RNA of Salarias fasciatus (jewelled blenny), 1942 nucleotides long. It is a transcript of the gene cd40, whose product is annotated as CD40 molecule, TNF receptor superfamily member 5. Gene Ontology annotation, biological process: immune response-regulating cell surface receptor signaling pathway. Gene Ontology annotation, cellular component: external side of plasma membrane; CD40 receptor complex. The record is from RefSeq and is a predicted model, not a curated record. The transcript is spliced from 9 exons. NCBI's taxonomy places the organism in Eukaryota, Metazoa, Chordata, Actinopteri, Blenniiformes, Blenniidae. Bases 137 to 1099 code for a protein of 320 amino acids. Gene Ontology annotation, molecular function: protein binding.
CGGUGUGAAAAAGCCCCGCGCAGCUGCCCCUCCCUCCCUGCUGUUAAACUAGAGAUCCAGAGCGGAUCAACCCACUGUCACACUGCUGCUGGAAGGAAGGAGCGACUCUCUGACCGUCUAUUCCGCAAGAUCCAUCAUGUUUCAUCCACGUCUGCUGGUUGUUUUUCUGGCUCUUCUGGCGAUGGCCGCUGCUCAGCUCCAAUGUGACCCCGUAACCCAGUAUGAGGACAGGGGUCGCUGCUGCCUCAAGUGUGAGCCAGGUACCAGCAUGAAGUCCGGCAGCUCAUGUGAGGAGCCUCAGUGCAAAGAAUGUGAGGACAACGAGUACCAGGAAAAAUACACGACUGCCACCAAAUGCGAACGCCAAGACUACUGCGACGAAAAUCGAAAUUUCAAGUGGCGUACCCUUCAGAAUAAGAAGAAGCGAAUCCCCUGCGAGUGUAAGGACGGCUUCCACUGCUCCAGCGAGCUGUGCUUGACCUGUGUGCCACAUCGGAUGUGUCCACCAGGACUCGGCGCUCGAUCCAUCGGUAACCACACUCAUGACACCGUGUGUGAAAAGUGUCCAGAGGGUCAGUUUUCCAAUGACAGCUCCUGGAGGAGUGUCUGUCAGAAAUGGACAGUUUGCGGGAACAACUUCCACGUAUCCAAAGAAGGAACAGCAGAAUCCGACGUCGAAUGCGAGCCAACUCUGAGACAUAUCUUGGCAAUCCCGAUUGUGCUGGUCGCAGUUGUGUUACUGGUGCUUGUAUUUGGAGUUUGCUGGUACAAAAGGCGACGUGAACAAGGAUCUUAUAAGAUGACGCUAGAGAAAAACAUCUGCACUGAAGAAAAAAAGGAUCUGAUUAAGGAUGUUGAGAAGGGCGAGCUGAGGAAACCGGAGGAGAACGAGCACAACCCGAGUCUGUCCGACCAAACCGGCGUCACUGCCAAUGGAAACACCGUGACUCAGGAGUGCGGGAAGUCGGAGGUCCUCCCUCGACAGGAGUCGCAGACGGACACGACCACAACUUCUCAUACUUUUGACUCGCCCCCGUUGUCGUACGAUUGCCAAGUGAGCCGAGUAUCGUCCGGGGGCGACAGUCAUACUAUCAUGUAGGGAUGUCAUUAUAUUUUUUAAACAUUGCCAUUUUUGUCUUCUAUCAAUAUCAAUAUCUUCAACGAAACCGGACAGUAAACCAUACCAUAGUAUCCAGUUGAUCAGAGAUGGGAGAAUUGUAUUCGUUUGUGGCUGAGCCAUGUUUUUUGUUUUUUGUUUUUCCUCCCACCUCACACAGAUUGCGCCCUGGGAACUUCCCCACAUCGCCCAUAGCAAAGUCCACCCCUGCAUUAAAAUGUAAACUAUCUGAAACCGUGAUGUUGUAGGAUAGGGACAGCCUUUACUGAUAUGUGAAUGUGAUUCCGUUUUGCACUUGUACAGCUUGUGUGAUUUUGCAAGCAAAACAUGGUGCCAUUUAAACACUUUUUUUUUUUCGAUGAUGGGCAUGUUUUUCUCCUUGAAAAAAGAUUUUCAGGCUGCUGCGUUACUUUCUGGGAUGAUAACAGAAAGAAAAACAUUCAGUGAAGUAGCACUGAGGGCUGCGGACAUGUCUGUUGCACUACCAAAGGUCCAAAUUGAGCACGACUUACACAAAUCUAUCAGACAUAUGGGAGCUAGUUUAGGAACCAGGAUGCCACUGAUUGUAAUCAAUAUGCAUGAAUUUAGCAUUUUUAUUCAGAUAAAAACUCAGUAAUUUGCAAUUUGAUUUGAUGUCUGGUUCAGAAAGCUUAAAAAUAGUCAAGAAAUUCGAAACAGUAAUCGCUUAAUUUGUGGAAAUUGAUGUCUUUGUUCAGUACUAUACAUCCUACUAAUGAAGUAGUUUUGUUCCUUGGUAUUUAUUACUGACUUGACAGUGUAUUAACUUUAUUAGGUACUGUAAAUAAAGCUAUGAGCAUCUUGGAC